Heterobilharzia americana is the source of this 621-nucleotide messenger RNA. NCBI's taxonomy places the organism in Eukaryota, Metazoa, Platyhelminthes, Trematoda, Strigeidida, Schistosomatidae. The record is from the annotation of a GenBank genome assembly.
AUGAAGUUCCAAGCAGGGGUUUUGCUUAUUAGCGUGUUGUUAUAUCAUGUGUCGAUAAUUCAAGGAUUAAGAUUUAAACUCAGAAAUGGUAUAACUAAAUGCAUACAGGACGAGGCUCAUAAAGACAUAAUUGUACAUGGAGAGUUUGAAGUCAGUUCCUCGAACAACCAAGUGAUCCACAUCAAAGUUCGUGAUGCGAAAAAACACAUUCUGUAUCAAAGAGAGAAUAUCAGAGACGGGAAGUUUGCAUUCACUACUGAAAACUUCGAAAUAUUUGAAGUGUGUUUUGAAAGCCAACCAAGCAACGAUGAAAACGAUCACGAGGUUUUUCUUAACAUAAAGCAUGGCACAGCAGCCAAAGAUUUUGACAUGCUUGCAAAAGCAGAAAAACUGCAACCAAUUGAAGUAGAACUGAAAAAGCUCGAAGGUUUGGCAGAUGAAAUUGUUCAAGAUUUCACGCUUAUGCAUUCCAAGAGCGGCAAAAUGCGGAACAUUAACGAAUCAACCCAUACAAGGGUUUUAUAUUUCUCAAUCCUAUCAAUGGUGAUCCUCAUCGGCUUCGCAUGUUGGCAAGUUUUGUAUUUAAGGCGCUACUUCAAAUCCAAGAAGCUGAUUGAAUGA